AUGCCAAUAAAAGCAUCAGAUGUAUUCAAGUCUAUGAUUAGAUCUAGAAGACGCCCUCAAGAAAAGCCUGUUAAGGAUAUUAAGGUAAAUAGAGGAACCAAAUAUAAAACUGCAAAAUAUUUUGACUUUUCUUAUCACCAAGAAAUCAAGAAAACUAAGAAACACUUAAGUGAGGAUAAAAAGAUGUCUCCUUUAAUUAGAAUGCUUGAGAAACAUCAAAUAUCUCGUUCUACUCCAUUAGAUCCAAGGAAGGGCUCUUAUUAUGAGUACAGUAAUGGAUUUAAAGUAAGUAUUGUGACAUAUGAGGGAAUUGAAGCGAGUAGUCUUACUAUGAGUUUUGAUAUAUCUCCAGAUAUGAUCCAACAAGAGAAGAUUCCGGGAUUAUAUCACCUAACUUUCCAAAUAAUGUUUUUAAUGGAAUUUAUAGUAGAUAAUGAAAGCAUUGGUUUGGUUAAGAAACAAUCCUUUAAAGAGUACCUUUAUAGUAUUAAUGGAAGUUUAUCUAUUAAAUAUAUGCCUUCUUGUAUGAUUGUAAGCUUGAGUAGCCCAUCAGCUCAUUAUAUUCAGGUAAUUGAAUAUUUUUUUGAUUCCAUUUUCUUAACUUUUAAGGGAAGGAAACGGAAUAUUGUAAUUAAUCAAAAUGUGGUUGAUGCAGCUUUAAAAGAGCUUGAUAUGACAUAUUUGGACCUUAUCAAUGAUGAUACUGUGCUAAGAUUUGAGUUAUUAAGAGAUAGCAUUAGAAGGAAUGAAAAUAGUUUUGUAAAAACCAAUAGCUAUAGUGCAAUAGCUCUAACAUCUCUUUGGUCAAUGGGAACAAAUCAAACAGUUAGAUCUUUAAUUGAUGAUGAUGUAUUACAGUUGGAGAUGAUGAAAGCUUACAAUCGUAUAGUAAAGGCUGAUGGUGCCAUUUUAGCUAUCCAAACUACAAUGCCCUAUAAACAAUUACUUUCCUUGUUAAAAGGGAAGUUUCAGAUCCCCUUUUUUAGUGAGGUGACUUCUAAGGAUUUUAAUAAAAAAAAAUCAUCUGAAAUAAAUUUUGAUAAUAUCGAAGAUAAUCUAAAUUCUAAAAUGUCAAUGCCUAUUAUGGCAAUACCCCAACCCAAAUCGAUUAUUAUAGAACAUACUAGUUUGAAUCCAAAUUCAAAUAGUAUCGAAAUACAGUGGAUUUUGCCUUCUUUCCUAUCAUCUAUUGCAGCUUCUUCUAGCUCCAAGCCUCUUAAAGUAUUAGCUCAUUUGUUUGAGUCAGGUCCACUUCUAGAUUUUCUCUUAAGACGAAAUUUAGUAGAUGAUAUAAAGAGUGGAGAGAUUUAUCUAACAGCUUAUUCAUCAGAUAAAUUUGGAUUUACAGUCUUUUCAAUUUUAUUCAGUAUACCUGAAAAAAUAAAUAGUUCGGCAUCUUCACCUUUGGUACAAUUUAUAGUUCAGGCAACUUUUACCUAUAUAAAGAGUUUGAUUAGACAAAUAGAUGAGAGUGUAAAGGUAGGAAAAGUCAUUAAAGAGAAUAAUACUUGCAAUAUUUCAGAUAUUCAUCCUAUAAAACGACUUAUUAAGGAUAUACGUAUUAUAGAAAACCAAAUAGCUAAUUCUAUGUAUUAUAGCUCUUUUACCAAAAAUUCACUUUAUGAUGUUCAUCAGUCUAGUGAAGACUUUACUGAAAUAUUGGUACAGAAUAUGAAGGUUCACAAUCCUAGCGAAGUUAUGAUUGGGAAUAAUCGUUUUUAUUCAAGUGACCAAGGUAUUCUUCAAGCUGUUAAGCAUGCUCUUGUAUCCAAUUUUAGAGAAACAAAUUUUAGGCUUUAUAUUUCAAAUAAAAAUCUAGAAUCUAGACUUGAUGCAAAGGUAUUAUCACUAAAGUUAAAUACUACACAAAGUAUAAAAUAUUUGGAGAUAGAAUUUGAUCCUAAAUUUAUUUUAAUGCUGAGAAAUAAUAAUUUAAGUCAACAUCUGGGGUCUUUAGAUCCUUUAAAAGAUAACCAAGAUGUAAACGACUUAUUUAGUGAAUAUUUAUUUAAUUCAACUCCAAACAAAAUAUUGGAAACUUCUGACCUCACUUUUGUUGAUGGGGAUUCUGAUUCUAUGAGAUAUAGUAAUAACAAAAAUAAAACAAGACGGAUUCCUGAAACUGUGCCAUUCAUUUCAAAUCCAAUAUUAGUCUCAAACAGUUCAAACAUAGCUAUUUAUUAUUCGAGUAUAGCCUACUCUAAUAAAACAAAAGAUAUCAUUCAGAGUUCUUUAUCGUCAUCCUAUAUCAGGUGGUAUGAAGGGACAAGAGAUUACUUGCCUUCUCAGUCCAAUUUCUCUAAAUCGGAAGGUUCAUUAUCUUUGUAUUCAUUCAUAUCUAGAUUUCUCUUUGCUAUUUGGAUGAAUAUGAUGUUGGCCUCUCCAUUGUUUAUGUAUAAAAGUGCUGGGGCUUAUGUUAACUUUCAUUCUUGUUCUCAAUCUGGAACUGCACUACCAUCUAAUUGUUUUGAGCUUUAUGUUGUUGCACCUUCACCAACUUUCCCAACAAUUUUGCGUGACUCAGUUCAUUCUAUAAAUCUCCUCGCUUCUUUAGAUAUUAGUGAGUAUAUGGCUAACUCAAUUAGAGAAGCUGCAUUAGAAGAUAUUGCUGAAAUUCUAAAUGGUGAUAGUGCAACAUAUUUAUGUGCUGAAAAGGUUCAAACUCUUUUAUUACCAGAAAUGACGACAUUGAACCAGUUAAAUGAAACUUUAAGUUCAUUAUCAGUAGAACAGAUUAUAUCUCUUAUUAAAAGAAAUAUACAUCCUUUAGAGAAUCCAAAUAUCCGGCUUAUUGGAUUAAUUUCUCAUAUUGAAAGGAUAGACAAAGGUGCACCUCUAGUUAGAAGUAUUCUAGUUCCAAUAUCAGACGUUUCCAAAGUUUCGGAUAGAGAUGCAGUACUUCAAAACAAAAUCUCAACAAAUCCAAAUUAUUCAGAAAUUACCUUGCAAUAUCCUAUUUUGGAGGUAGUGAGAAGUACUAAAACACGUCUAUAUUUUAACUUGGAUUCUAAUAGUUUGGACAAUUCAGAUAAAGGUAAUGCAUCAAGUUUAUGGAUUCAUAUUCCUAAUAGAGAUCAAAAAGGAAAUAUAUUUUCAUUACUCUUGAGCAGAAUUUUGAGGCUUUGUUUCAGAAACUAUUACAUACCAACUAGUCUAAUAAUUAAUCACACUUUAAAGUCUCAGUUGCAACUUAUUGUAUUUCCAUCUCCUUACAUGAAGCAACUUGGACUAAUGUUAGUACUUGAGUCAUCAAGUAACGAACAUCUCAACAUAAGUUUAUCAGUAAUUAUGCUGGAUUUUCUUAUAUUUAUGAAACAAUUUAUAUCUGAGACUUUUAUAGAAGAUUCAAAGUGGGCCCAGACGAGUUUUAUAAGACAUUUCUAUCCUUCUUUUAAACAAAUAUCCACUGAAGUCAUACUACAGUUACUUAGAUCCCAGAUUCAAAUUGAUGAACAAACUGCCUUUAUGUUUGGUAGAAUAGUAUCCAAUUCAGAGCCCAACAAAAAUAAGGUACUAAGUACUCUUUCAGCGGAAGUCCUGAAUAAUAUUACAUUUGAAAAACAACGAAUGUAUCGUUCUGCAGGAAAUAUAACUAUUGCACACACAAUGAGCUAUUUAGAUAUGCUUAUUGAUGACAGCUCUAUGGUUUUAGUUGAGAAAGGCUUUAUAGUGGAGAGCAGAAAUAAUCUUAGAGAUUUACUAGACAAGCUGAAAUUCGAGUCCUAA
Molecule: messenger RNA, 3726 nt
Organism: Cryptosporidium muris RN66
Lineage: Eukaryota; Apicomplexa; Conoidasida; Eucoccidiorida; Cryptosporidiidae
Exons: 1
Coding region: 1-3726 (1241 amino acids)
Source: RefSeq, a predicted model, not a curated record